Panicum virgatum (switchgrass) is the source of this 1325-nucleotide messenger RNA. Its product is annotated as heavy metal-associated isoprenylated plant protein 7-like. Gene Ontology annotation, molecular function: metal ion binding. The annotation marks the transcript as partial. The transcript has 4 exons. The record is from RefSeq and is a predicted model, not a curated record. Lineage: Eukaryota; Viridiplantae; Streptophyta; Magnoliopsida; Poales; Poaceae.
UUCCUCGUGCCGCCGCCGGCGCAGGGGACAAAGGCGGAGGGCGGCGGUGGCGGCGCUCCCAAGGCGGCCGGGGAUAAGGAGGUGGUGAUCAGCGCGCCGGUGCACUGCGUCGGCUGCGCCCGGAAGCUGCGCCGCUCCCUGCUGCAGCGCCUCGACGGGGUCGGAGAGGUCAUCGUGGAUAGCACGACCGACAGGGUGGUCGUGCGAGGGCCGAAGGCGGCGGAGAACGCGGCGGGGUAUCUCAAGGUCGUGGAGAGGAGGACCGGGAGGAAGGCCGUGCUGGUCAGCCCGGCGCCGGACAAGCUGCCGCCGGCGGCGGCGGCGGCGGCGAAGGGUGAAAAGACCAAGCAGCUGAAAGACGGUGGCGGGAACAAGGACGUGACCAACGACCUACCGGAAAUUGACAUGAAAAUGGUGGUGGUGCUGAGGAUCAACCUGCACUGCGACGCCUGCUGCGAGGAGAUCAAGCGGAGGACGCUUGGAAUCCAAGGCGUUGAGGACGCGGUGCCGCACCUGAAGUCUUCGCAGAUGAUGGUGAAGGGGGUGGUGGAGCCGGCGACGCUGGUCGGCUCCAUCCGCAGCCGCACCGGGAGGAAAGCCGCCAUCUUCAGGGCGGAGCCGCUGGAGCCGCCGCCACCGCCGCCCAAGUCGCCGCCAAAGGACGCGCCGUCGCCGGUCGAUGCACAGACCAAGAAAGAUGACCCGUCUGACAACACUGGGGAGAAGAAGGAUGGGCGAGAGAACGCGAACAAGGAGGAGGAGGAGAACAGUGGAGGAGGAGGAAGAGGAGAGGAGGGAAAGAACCCCAAAGCAGAGAAACCAAGCGGCGGCGCCGGCGGAGACGCCGCCUGGGAGCAGGAAGCGGAGACACACGGCGGAGCCGGCGACGGGGUUGUGCUGGAGAGCCACAAGAAGGACGACCGCCUGUUCAGCGUCCCGCUCCCGGCCGGCGUCGUCACGGUGGCGCCGGAGAUGGCCCUCGACAACGCCGCCGCCGGCGCCGCCCCGUACAGCUGCUACUCCUACCCGUCCUACUAUUCUUACGCGGCGCACCCGUCCUACUCCUACCAGUACGGGCAGUAUCCGCCGCAGUACUACGCGCCGCCGCCGUACGCGUACGCCGGCGGGCAUGACGUGUACGGGUGCCCACGCUAUCCGCCGGAGCCGUUCACCGAGGAGAACCCAAACGCCUGCGCCAUCGUGUGAUGAUGGGGGAAUAAAAGGGGGAAAAAUUAAAGAAGCUCGUGCUUGUGUAUAUUGGAUCAGGGCAGAUAAUCAAACAAUAUAAAUAGAAAUUGUAUAAUAAAUUACCUGUGUUCAUGGCA